Caenorhabditis briggsae is the source of this 3552-nucleotide messenger RNA. The coding region runs from base 1 to 3552 and encodes 1183 amino acids. Gene Ontology annotation, molecular function: microtubule binding. NCBI's taxonomy places the organism in Eukaryota, Metazoa, Nematoda, Chromadorea, Rhabditida, Rhabditidae. The transcript is spliced from 23 exons. Gene Ontology annotation, biological process: microtubule cytoskeleton organization. Gene Ontology annotation, cellular component: cilium; cytoplasmic microtubule. The record is from RefSeq and is a predicted model, not a curated record.
AUGACGUCACUGUUUGAUGCUUUAUCAAGGACUAAUGAUCGCUUACCGUCGCCGAACAUUCUGCCAGAAGACUUUCUUGAGUUGCUAAAAAGCAACGAUUUCGAUACCAAACUAACGACACUAAUCAGAGCAGCGACAGUAGCAAAGCGAGAGGAAGAUUGGUUUCAGAAAUUUAAAAAGAAAGGAGAACUGUUUAAAUGUAUUGAUAAGAUCGUAUGUGAUGAUCGGUGGGAACUUCAGCAUCAAUGUAUUAAGUUUCUCGUUGAAGCAAUGCCAACGUUUGGGAGUGCGACAGAAUACUGUAUGUGUUAUGUGAUGCCAAAUCUGAUACCAAAGUUGGUUAGCAACAAAGUCACUGUUCGAAAAAUCACUCACCAAGCGAUCUCUACAUUUCUUCGGCUGAAACCAGAAGCCCUGCAAUCAGUUUUGAAAAUGGUAGCAAACUUUAUGCCAAAUUGCACUUCGAAACCUAUAUUAAUUACUGAAUUACAUGCAAUUCUGAUUCCAGAAGUAGUGAAAGGAAACUGGGCAAGUCUUGUGGAAAAUCUAGCAACUACAGCCAAUAUUCAAGGAUGUGAAGAACAAGCGGGAAUCCUGAUGAAAAAGUUUCACUACUUCAUCGGAAAUGAAUCCUGGCAGAAAAUAGUUUCCAAUUUGAUACCGGAAAAGCGAGAAGUUUUGGAACGGAUUACAGAGAAUGUGAAAGUGGAGCAAACCGAUUCGAAAACAGGAAAUGGAGUUCUAAGGACAUCAGCAAAACCACAAUCUGGAGGAGAACGACGUCUUCGAUAUGGAAUCAUUCCAAGUUUAGUGUGUGCGCUGAUCGCAGAAGAUAGUGAUGCAAAUCAGAAAAUUGCUGGAUUGGAGAAAAUGAAACAAGUGGUUGAUCAGAUAACUGCAGAAGAAAUUGCUCGUUUGGUUCCGCAUCUACAUUCCUACCUUCUAAUGUUGUCUAAUGUUUUGGAAGAUCUAAAUUUCAAGGUUGUUGUCCUCGCUCUGGACAUUGUACGUGCAACUGCCCACCAUUUGAAAGGACAUAUGGAAGCACAUAUUCAACAGUUUGUGAAUAUUGUGGCAAAACAUUUCGGAAAUCAGAAAUCCGUGAUUAAACAAAUCAUAAUGAUGACAUUUAUGGAGUUAUUUCAGAAUAUCAACCCAAAAACAGUUGGGGGUUGUCUCAGGGUCUACUUGGAAAAUAAAAACUCAAGGGUCCGAGAGGAAGUGAUUAACAUUUACACUGCAUCAUUAAUGACUAUCAGUCCGUCUAAGUUCAAUUUGCCUCCACUUGUAAAUAUUAUCGUUCCGAUGUUUCAUGAUCCAAAAAAGAGAGUCAGAUUAGCGGCUUUUGAGCAGUUGUCUGUACUAGCUUACCUAUUGAAUGGCAAAACAGAGAUUAUCAUGAAAGCAGUACGAGACUUUGAGCAAGAUCAGAAGACAAGAGGGUUGGCUGAAGCAGUGACAGCCAGAAUCCGUCGUCAGGUUUUGCCACGUAUUCGAUACGACGGUUUGAUUGAGUAUUCAACCCCUCCAAUGAUGGAUUCAUUCGAUUUGGCUGAAUCCGAAAUGAGUUUGCCUUCGAAUGCGGAUCUUGCAUGGAUUGUUACAACCUCUAAUCCAAAUUCAAGUACAAGUUCAUGGGAAGCACCGAAAAGACCUCCAAUUUCUCCACCGGAGAAAUCGUCGUUUAGUGCACCAAAAAAAGAAAAAGAGGUGAAUAACAAUCAUAUUGACAAGAAGGGAAAUCUCAAGAAGAUGCGAAGUGAUACUAAUCUGUCCGAAGAUCAUCAAACCGAUGAAAUGGAAAACGAUCCACCGAGAAAUUUCGACGAUCGUCCAGCGAAGGCAAGCGGAGCUUAUUCGUUUCAAGACUUCGAUUCACCGAUAAGUCCAGCAAACAUGGGAAAGAAAAGUGUCAGCCAUCAUAGUCUUCCGAUUACUUCUCAUCCUCCUCUCAAACAUGCGGUCUCUCAACCACAAAAACGUGUCAACAACAAUGGAACAUUUCUUCGUUCCGGACAAGGCCAAAGGACUAAGUCUGUGUCCAAGCCACACCGCGAGCCAAGUGCUAUUUCCAAAACGUAUUCGUCACUUGACUCAUCAAAUAUGUCAGUGAAUAUUGCAUUGAAGAAGAUGGCACAUGAUGAAUGGUCUGAGAAAGUUGAUGGAUUGAAUAUGAUUUCAACGCUGUCUGAAACACAACCGAAACAAGUUUCUGAUAAUCUGAAAGAGGUUAUUAUCGCAAUUCUUAACGAGUGCAAGAAUCUAAGAUCCUCAGUUUCUCGGGUCGCCAUCGUGACUAUUGGAACAGUUGCACAGAAUUUGAAUUCAAAAAUUGAUUCGGAAAUGGAGAAGAUAUGUGUGGUUCUUCUAAAUAAAGCUGGUGAUGUUUCGAACGCUUUCAUUCGAGAUGAUGCAACGGAUUCACUGAAUAAACUCGUCAAAGCAGCAACUGCUGGAAAAGCCCUGCAAGGAAUCAUUGUGGCUGGCUCCAAAUCAAAAAAUAACACGAUUCGAGCUUCAUGUGCAAACUUUGUACAUGAUAUUAUUACGAUUCAAGGAAGUUCAGUGAUUCUGAACAAUCAAGCAGCUCUUUGCAGUGUUCUCCCAGUUCUUAUUCAGUUCGCGAAAGAUCAAUCCCCUCAAGUACGAACUUCUGGAAAACAAUCAUUGUGCUUCUUGUCAAAAGACCCGAAUUUUGAUAGAUUGAUGAAAAAGAAUGCAAAUGAAUCAGACAUCAAAACUGUCAAAGAUGUUUUGGCAAAUGUUGAAAAAAGAGGAGGAGUCGACUCUUUGGAAUCUACUGCAAAUCUUUCUGGUUCUCUGUCAAGAAUCGGAAGUACUCGACGAGUUCAGAAGAAACUUCCGGAUAGUCUGCAACUGGAUCUAGAUGAGAUUCGAACGGAUCUUCUUGCUUCUGGAUGGGAGAGAAGAUUGGCUGGAUUGCAGAGAUUUGAAGAAAUGUGUGGACAUGCUGCUAAAGCAGUUGCAAGUGAUACUCGACUCAUUGAAGCAUUUAUUUCGAGACUAGGGGAUACCAAUAGCAAGGUUGCCUCAUAUGCAAUGGAGACUUAUAUAUCGACAAUGGGGAGUAUGGCAAAACUUUAUUCGACUGAAGCCAACCUGAAAGCUGUUCUGAAUCAGGUAGCAUUUGCUUUGACUGCUCAUCUCUCAAGUAAAUCGGAGGAACACAAACACCUGGCAAGAACGUGUAUUCAGCAAACCAUUCGGACAAUUGAACCAGUCAGUUUGCUUCCUGCAAUGACUGCAGCCACCAAAAAAUCAAAUAUUAAACAACGACCUUACAUAACAACUCAAUACUGUGAAUUGUGCAAAUUGGCAUACAAAAAUAAGCCCAAACAAGUGGAAGUGAUGGCUCUUCCCCUUCUUUGGGAUAGUAUUAAAAAUGGUCCACCUGACGUGGAUAACAAGAAAGCUUCGCAACUAUUGGCAAAGACUUUGGCUAAACUUGUCGGAGAAAAGCAGUUACUAGAUUUAGCCACUGCGGAACUUGAUCCAAAUCGGAAGAAACAAUUGGAUGCUCUCAUUCGGUGA